AUGAGCGCCAACACCGAUGCAGCCGCAUCAGGCUCGUCUUCGGCGGCAGCCGAGAUCUACGAGCAGAAGGACGAAGCCUACUUCGGCUACUACAGCAUGCUCUCGCACCAAGCUCAGAUGCUCCAAGAUACUGUUCGCACCACCGCCUACCAACGCGCCAUCCUCAACAACGCUGCGCGCGAUUUUCACGACAAGGUGGUCAUGGACGUCGGAGCGGGGAACGGCAUUCUGAGCUUCUUUUCGGCUCAGGCCGGUGCCAAGAAGGUUUACGCCGUCGAAGCGUCGAACAUGGUCGAAUGCUUGCAGAAGGUGGUUGACGCUGCGAAAGAUCAGAGGGGAGCGCAGGUGGUGGAACAGGAGAAGGAGACGUUGGAGCUGAUGGGAGCAGGGGAUGCAGGGCUGGGUGGGGUAAGUUUUGGUACGACGAAUCCGAACAAACCACGGAAUGCCUGGUUGGCGGAUCGACUCGUUCCGGUACAUUCCAAGGUGGAGGAUGUCAAACCGGAGCAUCUGCAAGGUCACACACAAGUGGACACGAUCGUGUCGGAAUGUUUGGGUGUAUUGCUGGUACACGAACGGAUGUGCGAGAGCUUCUUGGAUGCUCGCGACAAAUACUUGGCACCCGGAGGGUCGGUGUUCCCUUCAGCAGGUACGAUCUGCUUGGCACCAUUCGAGGACAAGCAGCUGUGGAACGACACUGCCAACAAAGCAAAGUGGUGGCUCAACAGCAACUUCUACGGCGUCGACGUCUCACCCUUUGCAGCACUGGCGUUCGAGGAGAACUUUUCCAGCCCUGUCGUUGGUGUUUUCCCGCCUCAGUGCCUGCUCAGCGUAUCGAGCGACUACGUGAUCGACUUUGCCACGAUCAGCAAGUCCGAACUGCAAGAGUUCACCGUUCCCGUCGAGUGGUCCUUCGCCAACGCAGCCAUCGUUCACGGAUUGGGAGGAUGGUUCGAUCUCCACUUCAACUCUCAAUCCCCUACACCGCCUAACGACGCCGACGCUACGAUGGGAGACGCAAAUGCUCCGGCAAUGUCUCUCUCUGCCGCUCUCGACACCAUCAACUCCGCCUCCGCCUCUGCCGCUGCCUCCGCAUCCAACCCAACCUCUAUGGAUGCAGUCCUCACCACACUCCCCACCAUCGACUCGACCACCUCUUCCUCAGCGAACAACUUCAUGACCACAUCCCCCUACGCCGAACCCACGCACUGGCAGCAAGUGCGGUUCCUCCUCCCCGAACCACUGGCCGUCAACCGUGGUCAAAAGAUCUCCGGAAGCGUCCACUGCAAGGUCAACGAUCAACGCUCCUACACCAUGACUGCGACGCUUAGACUGCAGAAUCCUGAUGGAACGGCAUUGGACAGCAAGACGACUUCGCGGAAGGCGGUUUGGAGGUUGGACAGGCAGACGUAUUCUUGGUCGUAA
Molecule: messenger RNA, 1425 nt
Organism: Pseudozyma hubeiensis SY62
Lineage: Eukaryota; Fungi; Basidiomycota; Ustilaginomycetes; Ustilaginales; Ustilaginaceae
Product: protein arginine N-methyltransferase
Exons: 1
Coding region: 1-1425 (474 amino acids)
Biological process (GO): peptidyl-arginine methylation
Molecular function (GO): protein-arginine N-methyltransferase activity
Source: RefSeq, a predicted model, not a curated record